GCGAACAGUAAGUAAAUUCAAAUUCUGUAUAUAAUCGAAUUCAAAACCCCAGAUUCAUCUCUCUCUACACACGCACACGCACUCUGUAAGCUUUUCUUGAGGCAUGAGUUGAUUGUUAAUUGCAGAAAAGCAGGUGCGCGAAGAAAAUUGAGGUCGAGGGCUUGCUGAGCGAGUUUUCAGCUAGUAGAUUGCUCGUGCUAUUUGUCUACUUUCGGGAAGAAGAGCAUUUUGUAUGCUAGAUUACAACUCAAGUUGUAGUGAUGGAGGCGCUUUACAGAAAGCUCUAUGAAAAAUACUCCAAGCUCAAGAAUGAAAAAGAAUCUCAGUUCGACAAGCUGAACUAUGAUCAAGAAGUGAAUUUCUUGAAUUUUGAAGCUGCUGCUGAUGAGAUGAUACAGUACUUGAAAAGUGAGAAUGACAAGCUGAAUGGGCAAGUUGCCGAAUUGAAAAGUGAACUUUCCUCAAUCAGAUCUUCAAGUGAGGAAAAACAUAGCCAGGACCAAAAGCUUUUGAAAGAACAGAACCAAAAGAGUAAGGAAAGUAGUCUUAAUUUAUAGCAUGUCGUACCGAACGUUUCUUGUAAUUUCUAAUUGCGGUAGUACUGAUCUUGGACUUCUUAGUUUUAGAAGUUAGGAAAAAAGUGAGCGGCAUCUAAAUAUAGAGAUUUGUAUCAUCAACACAUACACCUUCCUCUUCGAGAUAUUGGAAGUAGUUAAAAUUUUUGUUUUGGAACAAUACAUGCAGACCCCUAUAUUCUAUCAAGGCAAAAACGAGUCAGCAAGUAAUUCUUUUUCUAAAGAAAGGCCAAAAACUUUGAGAGAUAAUGUUUCUGGCUUUCUCACCAAAACAUCACUCUGUUAUGACCCAUCUAAUGUACGACUGCUGUUCUUUUAGGAGCCGUUUAGAGAUAUUGUCUGACAAGUAAUGAUAAUCCAACUUCGUAUAUGAACUAGCAUGCCCACGGAUAAGUACUCAAGAUGAAUUGUAACUUCUCGCAGUAGUUUCCUCACAAUCUAUUUUGAGUUCCUUUCGUAAAACUGCACGUGCUAAGGUAUGCUCUUAUACGUAAAAUAUUGUGAGGAAUGAGGACACAAUCUCUUAUACGUAUCUGAAAAUAUUGUGAUGUCCUACUGUGUUUAUAACUAAAGUAGAUUACUCUUGCUUGUACACAACAUUCUUUUAGUACUACGUAUACUCGGAUUUCCCUAUGGAUUUGUAUUAAUGUUUUAACUCUUCUUUAUGCGCGGUGUUGUAGUAAAGGAACUCUCAGAAGAAAUUGCCCGGCUUCAAAGUAAUGAACAUAAUCAAUGCUCUUACUGUACCAUACCUGGGGAAAUUGUACCUGAGCAGGACGCAUCACAUGAUGAUACUCCAUCUGAAGGAAUGGGCCGUGACUCGGUUAAAAACCUUGUGAAAAAACGUAAAACUGUGCUUCCUACUGAAGUUACAGCCACUCCCUCAGUGAAUACAGAAUCCGAACAUGUGCAUUUGUCUAAGCCCGUCUGCUUUGAAGAGAAUAUUUUACAUUCAGAUGGUGACUGUGUGUAUCGGAAUCUUGUCGAGUUUGUUAUUGGCAUGAAAGUCUCACCUAUUGCUCAAAGUAGUGGCCAACUGUCUAUGUUGGCCCGUCAUCCAUCCAGUGGCUAUUCCUUCAGCCUGACAUGGAUAAAAAAUUCACGAGGAGAAGUGGAAUUGAUGUACAAUGUGUUAUCUUUGGGUACAAUCGAGCGAGUUGCACACGAGUGGAUGAAGGAGACAAUUAUCUUUAGCACAAGUAUGUGUCGCCUCUUUUUUGAGAGAGUUUCUCGGGUUAUCGAUCGUUGAUAGUUGAUUUUUUUCUUUGACUUGUUUCUUUCCAUGUUGGCCAAUGUCUUGAACAUUUGUGAUAAAGAGUUAGGCUUGAGAAUUCGGAGCACUUUGUCUGCAGAGUAACCAUUUAACCAGUAGAACAGUAGUCUUUGGCAUGAAUUUUCGAAAUUGAUUUACAGUGUCACCUAUGAGAUUGUGCAUUUUAACUUUCCUUUAUGGUUCAACUGUAUGCAGCUUCUCAAGUUGGACAACAAACGACACUCUCUCGUUUUUCAAAACGAAGCAUUUCAGUAAAUCAAGCAUGGAAUAUGGGUUUUAAGAUNAAGAAAAAAAAAAAAAA
Messenger RNA from Striga asiatica, 2149 nucleotides. Lineage: Eukaryota; Viridiplantae; Streptophyta; Magnoliopsida; Lamiales; Orobanchaceae. The record is from the annotation of a GenBank genome assembly.